AUGGCUACGGAUGAGUUUCUUCGCGAAUACUACAAAAGAUUUUUCCCGUUUGAUCUGUAUUAUCGGUGGAUGAGUUAUGGAAAUGUGGAGCCGUGGCGCUUUGCAAAUCGUGAAUUUGCUUACGGUCUUCCCGGGGAUAUAUUCGUGCGAUAUCGGUCCUUUUUCGAUGCUGCCGAGAUGAAAGCGGACGUUGUGAAAACGUGCCCAGAGCGCAUAGACAUAGGUCCGAUUUACAACAAUCUUCCCAAGCACCACAAUACGAAUCCACUGACGCCGAGAGAACGCGAAUUGUGCUUCGAUAUCGAUUUGUCCGAUUAUGACGACGUGAGAUCGUGUUGCUCUGGUGCGAAAAUCUGUGAGAAGUGUUGGAAAUUAAUGGCAGUGGCAGUGAAAACGAUCGAUCGAGCUCUACGUGAUGACUUCGGAUUCCAGCACUUGCUUUGGGUUUUCUCAGGGCGUCGAGGGGUUCAUUGUUGGGUUGGAGACGAGGUCGCUCGACAACUGGAUUCCACUGGCCGAUCGGCCGUCGCUGAAUAUUUGACGGUAGUUCGUGGAGGGGCUGAAAAGUGCAAGAAAGUUAUUUUACCUGAAUCGAAGCCGAUACAUCCGUUGAUCUCCAACUCCUUAAAAAUCAUUGAUUCAUAUUUCACAAAGAUUUGCCUGAUUGACCAAGAUUUGUUGCACACUGAAGCUCAAGCACUUUCGAUUCUCAAUCUCGUCGGCGACGAAAAACUCAAGAAUGAGAUGGUCGUCGAAGUGAAUCGGCAAUGUCGAUCAGAAGAGAAAUGGCAGGCGAUGGAAGAAGUUCUUGAUGCGACGAUGAAGAAGAAGACGAACCGGAAAUUUUCUAACUGCCUCAAAGAGAUCAAGCUGCAGUUUUUAUAUCCGCGAUUAGAUAUUAAUGUUACGAAGGGAUUCAACCACUUGCUCAAGGCUCCAUUUUGCAUUCAUCCCGGAACGAAGCGCGUUUGUGUGCCCUUCAAUCCGGAGUCCGUUGACUCUUUUACUCCAGAAGAUGUACCACUUUUGGAUAAACUGAUUUCGGAACGAACGUAUUCUUCAUCCGAGGGUACUGAGAACAAAGCGGCCAAGCUGAAUAACAAAGCCUACUACAGAGACACGAGCCUCGCAGCUUCCAUCGACGUGUUUGAGAAGUUCGUCCUGAAUAUGGAGAGCUCAUGGCGUGGAAAAUUGAAGGAGAUCGAUGAUCAAAGAAUGGAAUUCUGA
Messenger RNA from Notodromas monacha, 1227 nucleotides. The record is from the annotation of a GenBank genome assembly. NCBI's taxonomy places the organism in Eukaryota, Metazoa, Arthropoda, Ostracoda, Podocopida, Cyprididae.